CGCGUGAGCUGAGCUGCUAGCCCACUGUAUAAUGCACUACACAUACCAGGACGUCAAAAGACUGAGGAGGAUUAUAGAGAUGGAUCAGGCAGCCACAUUUGAUUCCAAGAGAGUUCAUAUAGACAACCUCUUCAGAAUGGUACAGUACUGUGAGAACGUGGCUGACUGUCGACGAUCACAGCUGCUUAAAUACUUCGGAGAACGAGACUUUAAUAGAGAGGAGUGUGGGAACUUCCGUGGAGCUAUUUGUGACAACUGUGUGUCUAAGGAGUCCUUCCAACUGCGUGAUGUCACAGAUGAUGUCAAGGAGAUUGUGAAAUGUGUGAAGGAUCUGACCGUCAAUGGAAGACGAGGAAAUGACUACACACUUAUCUACUUUGUGGAUAUAUUUAGAGGAGCUAAAACUGGUAAAAUUUCUGAUGCUGGGCAUGACAGGAUACCCCUUCAUGGUCGUGGUAAAAAUUACAGCAGGGCUGAUGCUGAAAGACUGCUGAGAAAAUUAGUUAUUGAUGCCAUUUUACAUGAGGAUAUAAAAAUUACUGCGACAGACACCACAGCUUGUUAUAUCAGGCUCGGACCUAAAGCCAAUGAUGUGAUGAUGGGAAAACGCAAGGUAGAGCUACAAGUGCAAGGAAGUAGGAAGAGAACUGAAGUGGCUAAGAUCGGUAAAGAACCUGUCAGUAAAUGCGAGAACGUGAUCGAAGAAUGUCUCAACGAACUGUUAGAAAUGGCAAAGACAAUCGCUGCUGAGCAUGGCCUACGUAACUACGCAACUGUAUUUCCGAUUUUAACACUGUGACAGUUGGCCGAAAAGACGCCAUUGACUGUAGACGAGAUGACGGCAAGUAUCGAUGGUUUGCCGAAAGCCAAAGUCAACAAAUAUGGAGCUGAGAGAUUCCUUG
This is a messenger RNA of Saccostrea cuccullata (small rock oyster), 902 nucleotides long. RefSeq names its product recQ-like DNA helicase BLM. NCBI's taxonomy places the organism in Eukaryota, Metazoa, Mollusca, Bivalvia, Ostreida, Ostreidae. Gene Ontology annotation, biological process: DNA replication; double-strand break repair via homologous recombination. The transcript has 6 exons. Bases 32 to 799 code for a protein of 255 amino acids. Gene Ontology annotation, cellular component: chromosome; cytoplasm; nucleus. The record is from RefSeq and is a predicted model, not a curated record. Gene Ontology annotation, molecular function: 3'-5' DNA helicase activity; four-way junction helicase activity.